AUGGAGACGGGAGAGCCGGCCGGCGUGAGGGUCGGCGCCAACAUAUUCCGCGAGAUGUGCUACAACUAUAGGGACUCAUUAUCCGCCGGCAUUAUCUGCGCCGGUUGGGACAGGCGUGCGGGCGGACAGGUCUUCACAAUACCAUUGGGAGGAAUGCUUGUGCGACAGCCCGUGGCUAUUGGCGGGUCCGGCAGUAGUUAUGUUUACGGUUACGUCGACUCGAACUACAAGCCCGGUAUGAAUGAGGAGCAGACCAUUCAGUUCGUGACCAACACCCUAUCGUUGGCUAUCAGUCGCGACGGUUCCAGUGGUGGUGUCAUACGAAUCGGUAUUAUCACAAAGGAUGGCAUCAAACGCAAAGUGAUUACCGGCGAUGAUAUCCCCAAGUUUUUUGAAGGAUGA
Oppiella nova is the source of this 402-nucleotide messenger RNA. The record is from the annotation of a GenBank genome assembly. Lineage: Eukaryota; Metazoa; Arthropoda; Arachnida; Sarcoptiformes; Oppiidae.